Durio zibethinus is the source of this 688-nucleotide messenger RNA. RefSeq lists its product as uncharacterized. The record is from RefSeq and is a predicted model, not a curated record. NCBI's taxonomy places the organism in Eukaryota, Viridiplantae, Streptophyta, Magnoliopsida, Malvales, Malvaceae.
AUCCUUCAAGAGAAGCUUCUGAAAUUCCUUUCUGGUGCUUCUCUAGACAAAUAGAUACGAGGAAGAAUUGAUUGACACCACGAAUUAAACUAAAUUUACCCUUUUGUUUUGCUUUUUCUUCAACUGAGCAAACUAGAUCCAAUUGAGAUUGUCAUUUAGUUUGUAGUCUAUUUGAUAAAAAGAGAAAAUAGUUGCCAUGCAUUUACUGCAUCCAUGAAUGUCUUUCUUUUUAUCUUACCAGGAGAAGCUGAAAGGACAUGAAACAUGUACUAGUGUAAGCAGCAGUUCUUAUAGUGUGAAGACAAUCAGGCAUGGAGAGAGCCUAUCUGCAUCGCUUUCUCCUAUUCUACGUUCCAAUGCAAAAAUAGCUCCAAGAACUGAGGCUCAUCCUAAUGCUACCCAGAACAUUCAGAAUUUCGCUCUUUUACACGCUUCCAUAGCAGAUAUCAUGAAAAACAAACUUGGCAACUCUCAACACCGCAGGUCUAUCUCUACAUUGGAUUUGCGAACCCUUGAUCUAGAGAAGAUAUCAAAACUUUACGGUGUGGAUCAAGAGUAGGUGAUGGGGUAUGAUCUCUCUAUUGAGCUCAAAGUAUUAUGUAAUAUGAAUCAGUAAUAUAUUCAGCUUUAUGCCUGAAUUUUUCCUUUAUGAUUUGUGUUAUAGAUAAAUAAACACUGUUGACUUAUU